AUGAAUAAUAGCUCGGCUUUAUAUAAGAAUGUUUAAGCAAAUUCUUAACGUAGUUUUGAAAAUAAUUAUUUAAAUGAAGAAUAAGCAAAAUGCUUAUAGUAGUCUAAAUACAGUUAAUUGCAACAAAGAAAUAAUAAUAAUAAGAUGAAAUCAUUGCAAGAUUUAUAAAAUGAAUACCUUCCUUUUUAAGAGGAUGCAAAAUAAAAACCUAAAUUUUAUAGUUAAGGAAAAGAGGGUAGCUAAAAUUUUGAAUAGAGUUAAUAAGUUUCUUUAGAUUCAAAAAUGAUUAAUCCAUUGAGCGAAUUCAAAGAAUAAUCCUCAAAAAAAGACUUAGGAUAACAUGAUUUAUUAUAAUGCAGCCAUAUUUUGAUUUAAGAUGAAAUUAUUUAUGAAAAGAAUCUUAAAAAGCUUGGGACAAAGGUGAACACUGCAUUAAAAAGUUAAUAUUUACUUAAUAAAGAAAAUAUGGUUGACUAAAAAUAUAAGUAGAACUUUUAGGAUGCCUUUUUUGAUAAAGAUGUUAUUGUUACUUAGCGCAAAUUAAUUGCUAAAUAAUAUUUUUUUUCAUCGAUAUUUAUCACAGAUUUAGUGAGUAUGCUUAUACUUGGUUCAAAAAUGUUUUAUUCAUAUUCAUUAGCAACUCAUAAUUUGAACCAAAAUUUAAUUAUCUUUGGAUUAAAUUUGCUAAUAUUCUUGAAAGUAAAUGGAGUUUCUCAUAAAAAAAAGAGAUUUGAUUAUAUAUUUACUUUAACUGAAAACCAAAAACACAUUUCUAAGCUUAUUAAUUAAUUAGCAAUCGUGAUAACAGUUGCUCAUAUAGCUGCGAUCGGAUGGUAUUUUUUAGGUAUAUAAGAAUAAAACUACUAGUAAAUAAAUUGGCUUGAUAAGCUUGGUAUUUCUUCAGAUUCAUAUUAUCAAAAGUAUAUAUACUCUCUUUACUGGUCUAUUACCACUAUGACAACAGUUGGAUAUGGAGAUAUUUCAGCAUAAAAUCCAGUGGAAGCUCUUUAUAUAACAAUUGCUAUGAUCUUGUUCAGUUGUGUUUUUGCAUAUUCUAUAAAUAACAUUGGUUUCAUUCUUUAAGAAAUAGAAAGGUCUUCAAAAUAACUUAAUGAUGACUUAACUACUAUUCAAAGAUAUCUAAAAAGAAAAGAUGUUAAUAUACAGCUUAAAAGUAGAGUGAGACACUACUUAUCGUUUUUAGCUUAAGAAUAAAAAGACAGAGACAAAUAAUAAGAAGAUAAAAUUCUUUCUGUUCUAUCUAAUAAGCUCAGAGAUGAAAUUACAUAAGAAAUAAACUCAAAAAUUUUAAAUAACUAUUUUAUAUUUAGCUCUAAUUUUUCUAAAUCAACUUUAAAUAAAUUAAUAUUUAUCAUGAAAGAAAUUUUAGUAAAUCCAAAUGAAAUUAUUAUUAGUGAAAAUUAAAGUGACGAUUCUUCAAUUUACUUCAUUCAGAAUGGUAUUAUUGAGAUAUAUUAACAGUAAAUAUAAAAGCAGAAUAGUAUAGCUGUUAUAAAAACUUUAACAAGUGGAUAGAUUUUUGGAGAAAUUUCAUUCUUUUCUGGUCUUUAAAGACAUGCCUCAGCUAGAAGUGUUAAUUUAUCUACUCUAUAUAAAAUUAACAGAGAUGAAUUUAUAACCUUAUUAAAAUAAAACCCUGAAGAUUUUGAAAGGUUUAAAAUGAUGCAUAAUUAAGAAAUAGUUUAGAUACUAAAAUAAAAUAUUUUGUAAGAGGAUGAUGAAAAUUAUCUAAUGUUUACUAGAGACGAAAACAUAAUUACUGAAUUAACAUAAUCACAAUAUGAAAACGAUGAUGACAGCUCUUAUGAUGAUGAAAGUAAUUAAGAUUCUUAAACUAAAAUACCUACAAAAUUUGAAGAAAAAAUAAAUGAAAUGACUAUAAUAAGUGCAAAAAAAGCUUAGCAUAGUGAGAAAAUAGAAAAGCAAGUAAAAAGUAUGAAUCAUACAAAUUCAAUCGCUACCAAUAAUGAAGAUUCUGAGCAAUUUACGAUUUUAGAGAAUUAGAAUUAGAGUUUUAUUUCUAAUCUUGUAUAUGAAAAUUAAGAAUUAGCAAAAAAUAUCUCCAAUACUAUCAACUCUUAAGCUAGAAUCAAAUCAUUUGAAGCCACUGAUACAAUUGAUUCAAAUAACAUUUAAGAACUCUCAAAUUUUAAUCAAUAAAAGCAUGGACAUUAUUCAGAACCAAACAAAAUUUUUUAGAAGAAGGAUAAUAAACCAGAAAUAUAGUAGUGUACUACUCUAAAUUAAAGUGAGGAAGAUGAGAAAUCAACUAAAAAGCUUGAUAAAUAAAAAUAAGCUUAAUAGAACAUAAAUCUACAGUUAACAGAUUAUUUAAAAAGUUAGAUGAAAUAAGAUAUAAAUUAUAGCAAUAUUAAUAAUUAAAUUUAAAAAUAAUUCACUAAUUAAUCAGGAGAUGACCACUCUUAAGGCUAAUAAUAAGAGAGUUAGGUUUAAAAAACAGCUAAAAUAGAAAAUUUAUAAAAAAAAUCAAAACAUAAAAGAUUACCCUCUAAAGUAAAAAUGGAAUAAAAUAAAAAUAACUAAUAAACUAACUAUAGCCAAAAAGAAGUUAGAUGCUCUGUUGAGUAGACAAUAUUAUAGAAUCUUAUUUAAAUGAAUAUAAUACCAGAUAAAACUCAUUCUUAGCUGUAGCUGAAAAGUUUAGAAGUCAACAAAAGUAAAAUUAGCAAUACAAAUCUCUCUAAUAGAUCUAUAGCUGAAAAUGGUGAAAAAAAAUCCAGCCAGCUUCUUAGUAAUAAUAGUGCAAGUAAAUUUAAUUAAAAAGAAUCUUCAUAAAAUAAAAUCUUGCAAUAGCAGUAGUAAACAAAUCAAACUAUUAAAAAUUCAUAUGAAAAUUUAUAAUUAAUGGAAAGGUUUUCCAAAUUAUUUUAAGAAAGCUAAUUACCUCUUUUACUUCAAUUGACAACAGGUAAAAGCUUUUUGUAAGAAUCUUAAUACCUCACAUAAAAUUCAAUGGAUUAUUUUGAUAAGAUGUAAAAUUUUAAGAAAUUUUAUCCUAAAAACAAUUUUGAUUAAGUACUACACAAUAUAAAAAUUUCACAAUAGGAGUAAAAGAAACAAAAAAAAAUAAAAUAAGCUACGAAAGAGCGUCGUUAAAAUAUAGGUUUAGGAAACAAAGUAAGAAUAUCUAUUUUUCAAGGUAACAAUACUAACUUUAUUAGAAUAAUUCAAUAAGAUUAUGAUAUAAAUUUAUACAAACCGACCUAUCUAUCAUAUGGAACAAAAAUGUAAAAAGGUAUUACCUUUCCUUUAAACAGCAUUUCAAAAACAAAUGAUUGA
Messenger RNA from Tetrahymena thermophila SB210, 3321 nucleotides. Its product is annotated as cation channel family protein. The transcript is spliced from 6 exons. The record is from RefSeq and is a predicted model, not a curated record. Gene Ontology annotation, cellular component: membrane. Gene Ontology annotation, molecular function: voltage-gated potassium channel activity. NCBI's taxonomy places the organism in Eukaryota, Ciliophora, Oligohymenophorea, Hymenostomatida, Tetrahymenidae. Gene Ontology annotation, biological process: regulation of membrane potential; potassium ion transmembrane transport.